Molecule: messenger RNA, 795 nt
Organism: Tribolium castaneum (red flour beetle)
Lineage: Eukaryota; Metazoa; Arthropoda; Insecta; Coleoptera; Tenebrionidae
Exons: 1
Coding region: 189-740 (183 amino acids)
Biological process (GO): SRP-dependent cotranslational protein targeting to membrane
Cellular component (GO): endoplasmic reticulum; membrane
Source: RefSeq, a predicted model, not a curated record
UGGGAAUUCGGAGCUUUGGCGUUGCCCUCUCCCCCGCUGCCAACAGAUGAAACGUGGAAGAAAAGUAACGUGCGUGGCGUUUUGGAGAAAGUAUUUGUGUAUAAACUAGACGUGGACAAGAAAACCAGUGUUCAACUGACACAGAGUCGAAGUUUUCGCGUCUGAAUCGUAACUUUUCAUUCACCACCAUGUCCAAAUCCCAGAACAAGGGCUUCACCAAAGAAGAGGAGCUGCUCCUGCAGGACUUCAGCAGGAACGUCUCGACAAAAUCCUCAGCCCUGUUCUACGGCAACGCACUGAUUGUUUCCGCCGUCCCCAUUUGGCUGUUCUGGAGGAUACACCUGAUCGACAUUUACUCUUCCCUGGUGCUCUUCGUGGUCGUAACCUCCAUCGCAACGUAUUUGCUCGCAUUGGCCUACAAGAACACGAAAUUCACCCUCAAGCACAAGAUCGCCGUCAAACGGGAGGAAGCUGUGACCCGCGACUUGUCCAAGAAGCUGUCCGAAGACAAGAAGAUGAGCAAGAAGGAGAAAGACGAGCGGAUUUUGUGGAAGAAGAACGAAGUCGCGGAUUUUGAAGCCACAACUCUUUCAAUUUUCUACAACAACGCCUUGUUCUUGACUAUUGUUAUCAUUUCGAGCUUUUAUCUGCUCCCUUCGUUCACCCCUCCCGUCAACUACACCGUCUCCAUCGGGGCCACAGCAGGGCUCCUGGCCCUGCUUUCAACCGGUUCUCAAUAAAAAUCGUUCAUUUUGUAAUUAUUUAUUUGUUUAAUAAAAUAAAUGUAAAUAUAAA